Messenger RNA from Yamadazyma jaroonii, 975 nucleotides. Lineage: Eukaryota; Fungi; Ascomycota; Pichiomycetes; Serinales; Debaryomycetaceae. The record is from the annotation of a GenBank genome assembly.
AUGUCAAAGAAUUUAGCUGAUUCAUUAACUCAUCCAAUUAAAGAUAAGCUUCAAGAUAAAUUAAACAAUAGAAUGCCAGAUAAGAUUGAACUUUUCUCCAGAGAUUAUUAUGCCGCAUGUACUUUAGGGGGUAUUAUUGCUUGUGGUCCUACCCAUUCUUCUGUUACUCCAUUAGAUUUAGUGAAAUGUAGAAGACAAGUCAAUUCAUCAUUGUACAAAUCCAAUAUUGAAGGUUGGAAAACUAUUUUAAGAACUUCAGGUGAUUCUAUUUUCACAGGUAUUGGUGCUACUUUCAUCGGUUAUUCAUUACAAGGAGCCGGUAAGUAUGGAUUUUAUGAAUAUUUUAAGAAAACUUAUAGUGAUUUAGUUGGAGAGAAAGUGGCUAACAACUAUAAAACCGGUGUUUAUUUAGCAGCUUCUGCUUCAGCUGAAUUCUUAGCUGAUAUUGCUUUGUGUCCAUUUGAAACCAUUAAAGUUAAAACUCAAACCACAAUUCCUCCCUAUGCCACCUCUGUUCUUGAUGGUUGGAGAAAAAUCACCGCUGUGGAAGGAAUUGGUGGGUUAUAUAAAGGUUUGGUCCCUUUGUGGUGUAGACAAAUUCCUUAUACUAUGACUAAAUUUGCAACUUUUGAAUUGACAGUUUCUAAGAUUUAUGAAUAUUUAGGUAAGCCAAUGGAUGAAUAUACUCCUUUACAACAAACUGGGGUUUCCUUCUUAGGUGGUUAUAUUGCCGGUAUAUUUUGUGCUAUUGUAUCUCAUCCUGCUGAUGUUAUGGUUUCCAAGAUUACUUCAGAAAAGACAGCUGAUGAAUCAAUUGGAGCUGCUAUUCUGAAAAUAUAUGGAAAAAUCGGUUUUGGUGGUUUAUGGAAUGGUAUUGCCGUACGUAUAGCUAUGGUAGGUACUUUAACUGGAGCUCAAUGGUUGUUGUAUGAUUCUUUCAAAGUUUACGUUGGUCUUCCAGCAACCGGUCAUUAA